Penicillium canescens is the source of this 564-nucleotide messenger RNA. RefSeq lists its product as uncharacterized. Bases 1 to 564 code for a protein of 187 amino acids. Lineage: Eukaryota; Fungi; Ascomycota; Eurotiomycetes; Eurotiales; Aspergillaceae. The transcript has 2 exons. The record is from RefSeq and is a predicted model, not a curated record.
AUGGUUGAGAAACUCGACUUAUCAAAGACUCACCGGUCGGCAGACAUGGUCCACCUCCCAGAUGGCGAAUACGACCUUUCACAUACGCAUGGACGUGGGCAACAGCAAGGGUUACUCAACGCACAAGCCCUUCAGCCCAGGACAAAAAGGUACAAGUCCGGAAAAAAGAAAACCGACGGGCUACAGGUGCUCGACCUGAAUACGGGCGCUCGCAGAGCGCGGAAUCACGGCCCGCGCGCACGCGCCUCGGGUUGUUGCAUUAUUGGUCACCUCCAGUUCUCAUAUGCCCUGGAAGGCAACGAGGGUGUAGCAGUGUGCGCCGCCGGCUGGCGAUCAGGUUCGUCCGUUGAGGUACAAUACCUGCUGAUGGCUUGGAGAAAAGGCCACAAGGUUCGAGAAAACCCAAAUAUCAUCACUGUAAACCGUGUGUCCCACUAUGCUGCUAGCAAUGUGAAAUCUCCCCAUUAUCCGUGUGAUGUUGCAUCCAUUAAAAGUCUGUAUCACUCCUUCCAUUCUCGCAUUCUCGAGGUGAGCAUGGCAGGCAAAUCGACAAUCGAAAAUUAA